CUAUCCAUGAAACUGCAAUGACAGUAUCUAAAUACAAUAGUGACAAUACAAAUAUGCAGUGUAAUUAAUUUUUAUUACAACUGGAGUGGAGAAUAUUACUUAAUACAUUUAAUCAACACAACACUCUGAACGUAAGUCAAAACAAACCUAUUUUAUUGAGAGAGAUAUUAUGAACAGAGGGCAGAUUUUCACACCAAAAUAAACUGGAGUCAAUGGUCAAUCCAUUGCUCCUACACCUAUGUUGAUAAUCAGUAUUCAUAAGUUGAAGAAAGAACAAAGUUUUUAAUAAGUUGAAGAAAGAAAGGGUUUGUUAAUGUUGAGCUAUAUUCUAGGUUCAUUCUGGGUUUAAAAUUUUGGGGCCCCCUAAAGCGUGGGGCCCUGGCCAGUCACCUGGUUUGCUCUCCCCUAAGGCCGCUACUGCUUUUGGGGCCAGGGAAAUGCAGGGCAUCAAAAAACCUUGCUACCUGUUGGGCAUUAUGUCAGUGACAGACGCAAGGUAACUACAUUUUUCUUCUGUGUUACCUCGCAGGGGAGGAGGUAUCAUUUCAGUGUAGAGCGUUAAGAGUAAAGAAAAUUCAAGUAUGUUGUUUCUUUGGGGACUGAAGUGUCUAUGCUCUCUCUCAACUCAAGCACAAGUACAGAAGUUCGGAGCGACAGAAGCCUGCUGUAUCCUGCAGCAUGUCUCCCUGCUAAUGCUGUCCCUCUCCUCCCUAGGGGGACUCCUCUACAAGGAAAGGUGGUGCUUGGGAUGCUUGGGAACUCUGUGAGGUAGCAGCCCUGGGAAUCUGCAGCCUGAGGGAGAGAGCAGCUCCCAGCACUGAGGAAAGAACUCAAGUGCACUGAGACAGAUCAUGGACAUGGAAGAGGAAGAUGAAGCCAUCAGAGAGAAAGCACAGAGUUUAAUCGAAACUGUCAUCAGGGGCGUGAAAGAGCAACUUGAAGCUUUGCAAAAAAAAGAGAGAGAAGCUGAUUACGUCAUUGGAAACAUUCAGUGGAUCGCAUGCAAGGACUUUACGGUGGAGAGGGGAAGGCAGCAGAUCGAGGAGUACAUAUCUCAGACCUGGGAGUUCCAUGAAAGCUGGCUUCACUGGUCAGAUUUCCUCAAGGAAGAACAACUGAAGUACAGCCAGAGGUACCAUUACCGGGUCCGUUGGAGCAUCCCGACAUGCAGGAAGCCCAUCCCUCAAGCGACUGCAUGCAUCUACUUCAUUGUAGAGAUCUCCAACAUUAAACCUCCUAACUUGCCCAUUGAGGUGUUCUUCAUCUUGGAAUCCAAUAGGCUGAUUCACAGACCAGGACGGUGUCGCUUUCGGGAAAAGUGGCUCAAGGAUAUAAUUGAAAGCAAAAUGAUCCUCAUGGAGAGCAUAACCUUCUAAACAAGUAUAUACUGCAGAUUAAAAAUCCACUCUUCCAGGAUGCUCAAGGCUUGGCAGUGUUUUGUUAAAGACAGAACAGGCACACUAUGAGAGUGUGUGUGUGUGACGGAGGAGGUGCUGGGGGGUGACAGGAUGGACAGGGACCUUUUCUUCUCUAACAGUAGUUUAUAUCUUACACAUGAUUAAUACAUUCAUAAGUGAAAAGGUGUUAACUUCAGGUGAAGCUGACAGUAAUUACCUGAAGGCCCUGACCUUCCAACUGUCUCUGCCUGAAAGACCCUUGAACUCACACAGAGCUGCCUUGGCUUCAGUCACUGAGCUGAGGCCAGCCGAGCUGACAGGGAGGAAAACAGCUAGAUUCAGU
Messenger RNA from Alligator sinensis (Chinese alligator), 1740 nucleotides. RefSeq names its product A-kinase anchoring protein 14 (gene AKAP14). Gene Ontology annotation, molecular function: protein kinase A regulatory subunit binding. The record is from RefSeq and is a predicted model, not a curated record. Lineage: Eukaryota; Metazoa; Chordata; Crocodylia; Alligatoridae. Gene Ontology annotation, cellular component: cAMP-dependent protein kinase complex. Bases 852 to 1376 code for a protein of 174 amino acids. The transcript has 7 exons.